This is a messenger RNA of Castor canadensis (American beaver), 1431 nucleotides long. RefSeq names its product hyaluronidase 4 (gene Hyal4). Gene Ontology annotation, cellular component: cytoplasmic vesicle. Lineage: Eukaryota; Metazoa; Chordata; Mammalia; Rodentia; Castoridae. The record is from RefSeq and is a predicted model, not a curated record. Gene Ontology annotation, biological process: hyaluronan catabolic process; carbohydrate metabolic process. Gene Ontology annotation, molecular function: hyalurononglucosaminidase activity.
AUGAAGCUUUUAUCUGAAGGACAAUUGAGGCUUUGUUUUGUUCAACCAAUUCACCUUACGUCAUGGCUGUUCGUAAUUUUUAUUCUGAAGUCUAUCUCUUCUCUAAAACCUGCCCGACUUCCAAUUUAUCAAAGGAAGCCUUUUAUAGCUGCUUGGAAUGCUCCAACAGAUCAGUGUUUGAUUAAAUAUAAUGUAAGACUGAAUUUGAAAAUGUUUCAGGUGAUUGGAAGUCCACUGGCCAAGGCUAGAGGGCAAAACGUCACUAUAUUUUAUGUCAACAGAUUGGGAUAUUACCCUUGGUAUACAUCACAGGGUGUCCCCAUUAAUGGGGGUCUCCCCCAGAACAUAAGCUUGCAAGUACAUCUGGAAAAAGCUGACCAAGACAUUAAUUAUUACAUUCCUGCUGAAGAUUUCAGUGGACUUGCUGUUAUUGACUGGGAAUAUUGGCGUCCACAGUGGGCCCGGAACUGGAACACGAAGGAUGUCUACAGACAAAAGUCAAGAGAGCUUAUUUCUGAUAUGCAAGAGAAUGUAUCAGACACUGAUAUUGAAUAUUUAGCCAAGGCAACCUUUGAAGAAAGUGCAAAGGCUUUCAUGAAAGAAACUAUAAAACUUGGAAUGAAGAGUCGGCCCAAGGGCCUUUGGGGUUAUUAUUUAUAUCCAGAUUGCCACAAUUAUAAUGUUUAUGCCCCAAAUUAUACUGGAUCUUGCCCAGAAGAGGAAGUUUUGAGGAACAAUGAGCUCUCUUGGCUCUGGAAUAGCAGUGCUGCUUUAUAUCCUUCAAUUGGUGUCAGGAAAUCCUUUGGAGACAGUGAAAAUAUUUUGAGAUUCUCAAAAUUUCGGGUGCAUGAAUCCAUGAGGAUCUCUACCAUGACAUCCCAUGAGUCUGCUCUGCCUGUAUUUGUCUAUACAAGGCUGGGGUACAGAGACGAACCUUUAGUUUUUCUUUCUAAGCAAGAUCUAGUUAGUACCAUAGGAGAAAGUGCUGCCUUGGGAGCUGCAGGCAUUGUUAUUUGGGGAGACAUGAAUUUAACUUCCUCUGAGGCCAACUGUACAAAGGUGAAGCGGUUUGUGAAUUCUGAUUUAGGGAGCUACAUACUUAAUGUGACAAGAGCCGCUGAGGUAUGCAGUCUUCACCUCUGUAAGAAUAAUGGGAGGUGCAUAAGGAAGAUGUGGAAAGCUUCCGACUACCUCCACUUGAACCCUGCAAGUUACCACAUAGAGGCCGCUGAAGAUGGGGAAUUUAUUGUGAAGGGAAGAGCAUCUCAUGGAGACCUGGCAGUGAUGGCAGAGAAAUUUUCCUGUCAUUGUUACCAGGGAUACAAAGGGGCUGAUUGUAGAGAAAUGAAGGAGGCUGCUGGCUGCUCUGUGGUUCCAUCUGUUUCUGGCUCACUAAUAACAAUAUGUCUACUAGUUUUAUCAGGUUAUUGA